Thecamonas trahens ATCC 50062 is the source of this 1068-nucleotide messenger RNA. RefSeq lists its product as uncharacterized. Gene Ontology annotation, biological process: mitochondrial transport. Bases 1 to 1068 code for a protein of 355 amino acids. Gene Ontology annotation, cellular component: mitochondrial membrane. The record is from RefSeq and is a predicted model, not a curated record. Lineage: Eukaryota; Apusomonadida; Apusomonadidae. The transcript is spliced from 2 exons.
AUGCAGGCGUACGAGAACGAGCCGCCCUUUGUGCGUGCCCUUGCUGGGGCCCUGGCCUCCAUGUCCGGCGAGGCCGUGACGCUGCCGAUCGACACCAUCAAGAUCCGCCUACAGCUGGCGGGCGAGGGCGGGGCUGCGGGCGGGCCGCGGCUGGGCAUGGUGGGCACGGGGCGGGCCAUUGUGGCUGCCGAGGGGGUGCGUGGCCUGUUCAAAGGCUUGGCUCCGGGCCUUCUGCGUCAGGCCUCGUACCAGUCCAUCAAGAUGGGCCUGUACGAGCCGCUCCGCGACGCCCUCCAGUCGCUCUCCAUCCUCGACUCGCCCGCAGACGGCGCUGCUGCCGACGGCGCCGCCGCCGCUGGCCUCUUUGACCGCAUUGUGGCCGGCGGUCUUGCCGGCUCCAUCGGCGCAGGAAUCGCCAAUCCUACAGACCUGAUCAAGGUGCGGCUGCAGGCCGAUGCCUCGGGCACCCGCUACAAGGGCAUGAUCGACGCCGCGGCGCAGAUCAUCCGUUCCGAGGGCGUGCUGGCGUUCUGGAAGGGCGUCACGCCCAACAUGUACCGCGCGUUCAUCGUCAACGCCGCAGAGCUGGCCACCUAUGACACCGUCAAGAUCUUCCUGCUUGAGCGCGAGCUCAUUGGCGACAACAUUGGCAAUCACUUUGUCUCGUCGUUCACCGCUGGCUUUGUCGCCGCCGUCACCUCGACGCCUGUCGACAUCACCAAGACCCGCCUCAUGAACCAGCCGACCGAUCCCGCCACCGGCAAGGGUCUGCGCUACUCGGGCAUGGCCGACUGCUUUGUCAAGACUGCCCGUGCCGAGGGCUUCCUCGGCCUCUACAAGGGCUUCUUUGCCACCUGGCUCCGCAUCGGCCCAUGGGCCGUCGUCAUGUUCACCUCGUUUGAGCUCUACCGCUCUAUCCUCAACUCGAUGUUCAACUCCUCGGUUGUCAACGCUGCUGCCGAAGCUGCCGCCGACGACGCCGGCCUUGCCCCAACGUCCUCGCUCCGGGCAUCGCCACUGACGAUCUUCUCGGGCACCAUCGCCGCCUCGCUCUCGCGGUCGCUGUGA